CGCAAGGCACAUUGGGUAACAAGAACAGUGCACGUUGAGUUGACAUUGGGAAGUAGCAGAAGUGUCUCCUGAAAGUAAUGGGCUCGACUUUCUCAAGUCCCACACCCACGGUCAGAGCCGAGGCCGUAAUGGUGGCUCCAGACAUCGGCCUGUCUCCUCCUCAAGGUUGCCCAAUGCACAGAGAAGCACCCAAAGCUGCUCCAUCGCGUCCUGUGUCUCCUCCAUCGGAGUGUCCAAUGCAUCAGACAGCCGCACCGGCGGCACCCAAGGGCCCAGUGCACCAGGAGCGGGCAUAUGAGUUUGUGGAAUGUCCCAUGAAAGCAGCAGCACAAGGAAAUGAUAUCAACCUAGCAAAUAUGAUGCCGCCUCCGAAUCAAGUCCCAGCUCCUGACCAGCCGUUCGACCUGUCCGUGAACAGAGAGGAGUCCAAAAUCCCAAGAGCAGGAACCGAUAAGAACUGGGUCUAUCCCUCAGAGCAGAUGUUCUGGAACGCCAUGCUGAGGAAGGGGUGGCGCUGGAAGGAGGACGACCUGGCUCCAAACGACAUGAGCAACAUCAUCCGGCUCCACAACCGCAACAACGAGCAGGCCUGGGAGGAGAUCUUGAAAUGGGAGGCCAUGCACGCAGAGGAGUGUCCCUGUGGGCCGUCCUUGAAGCGCUUUGGAGGCAAGGCAAAGGAGUUCUCUCCACGGGCAAGGCUUCGGCACUGGAUGGGGUAUGAGCUUCCUUACGACAGACAUGAUUGGAUCGUAGACCGCUGUGGGAAAGAGGUACGCUACAUCAUCGACUACUACGACGGUGACGUGGACCAGAACACGUAUCAGUUCUCCGUCCUGGACGUGCGCCCGGCGUUUGAUUCGAUGACGGCUGUGUGGGACAGAGUGAAAGUAGCCUGGUGGCGGUGGUCGUCAUGAGAAGCAGAAUUCUCUGAAUGAAGAACCCGAGGAAAAAACAAAAACUAAAUUGAAAACAAGAACUCUGAUCUUAUCUGCAUUGUUUGUAGCUGCUGCGACAAUUGCUUUAACGGUUCUCAUCUAAACGUUUUAAAGACUCUUCAUCACCUGAAAGCUUCUUACAAUCACAUAAUGCAGUGUUAAAUUUCAUGGUGCUGUAGGCAAAUGCCUAAGUUAGGAAUGUCAUAUAAAUUCACUUCUGGAUAUAGAUGUCCCAGACAAACAGUCAUUGCUGAAAGAGUGAUUCCACCCGCACCCCCUCCGUCCCCCACCCAUUCUGGCCAUCAUCCUCAAUAUUCAUAAUUUGAAGUACCAUCACUGUAGGUGCUUCAAAGUGUGCUCACAAUUGUGUACAUCUGUAGGACAUUCUGUGAACGUGAUGCUCUCAAUGCUCAGUGUCAUGUAUUGAACCCAGCUGAAAAAGAUUUCUUGAUUAAGGGUAAAGCGGUUGCAUGACCUGACGGCGUAUGAGGUUUCACUGAUGUUGUGGUCUGUAUCAGAGCAGCUAGGGCUCCUACUGGUUAUAAGGUCCAGAGGAUACCCCCCAUAGUAGAAGUCCAGAGAUGGCAGGGUGUGGUGACCUUAUACUGUAUCUACCCCCAGAAAGCCCCCGAGGCUGAGAGAAAGAAAAGCUUGUGUUGGCGAGAAGAGGCAUGAAUGAAUUGUUGGCUGACAGGUUGUCUGAGGAAGUUUGAUUUGUAUAACUGGAGAAAAUAACAAAUGGUUAGGAGUAAUGAUUCCUUGUCUGUAUUUGUAAAUUGUAUAGCUGGCCUAAAUAUUCUGCUUUCAGGUGGUUCUGUUCAUUUCUUUUCUCUAAAACAAAAGGGAGUGCUUGGUUUUUUUGAGUGUUUUUAAAAUAUUUUGGCUGUUUUUCUGUUUGACAACUUCUCUGUCAACAUCUGCUUCUACACAUGAGCCUUCAGAGUCCCACUGUUACAGAUAAAUCUUAUUUAUUAUACUGUGUAUGUAUUACUAUCUGUAUUAUUUGACUCUGGAUUGGUUUCUUUCGCCUGCUGUGAGAGCAAAAUGAAAUCGGGGGAAAAAACUGUUCAUACCCCUAAUUACCAAACCAAUAAAAUACAGAUGUGAAUAUGAA
Messenger RNA from Engraulis encrasicolus (European anchovy), 2049 nucleotides. RefSeq names its product holocytochrome c-type synthase. Gene Ontology annotation, molecular function: holocytochrome-c synthase activity. NCBI's taxonomy places the organism in Eukaryota, Metazoa, Chordata, Actinopteri, Clupeiformes, Engraulidae. The transcript has 7 exons. The record is from RefSeq and is a predicted model, not a curated record. Gene Ontology annotation, biological process: cytochrome c-heme linkage. Bases 78 to 914 code for a protein of 278 amino acids. Gene Ontology annotation, cellular component: mitochondrion.